AUGUCUUCGGGCACUGGGAGUCAUACGACUAGUCGGGCUAUCCCGACCUCCCACCCUGUCAUAAUCAACGAUGUGGCCCUCAUGCCUCAAAAGUAUUCUACAACACCAGAAGGGACACUCUUCAGUACGACCCCUGGAGGUAUGUGAAACUCAAUCAUAAUAGCCUAAUAGUAAAUACAAUAAUAUAUUAUUUUAAUAAUAAUCAUCAUAAUAAUGUAGGGGCAGGGAAGUGAACCCUGGGUGAUUGGGUGAAAGACAAAUACCCUAUGCAUCGUAUCAAUAGGGUUUACUCACUUGGUGGGAAUUUUAAUUGAAAUGAAGUGGAAACAACGUUGAUUCAACCAGUGUGUGCCCACCCAGUGGGGUGCCUCAUAUAAUGGGAAGGCAUGUCCCCGUGCUUCAACUACUCAACGGUCUAAUGGCCUCACGGCCGCCAUCCCACAUCUGACACCAGCGUAGCGAACCCAGGUUGCUGGAGUGAAAGACAAACACCCUACACAUUAUGCCAAUACAACUCACUUGUUUGGAAAUGUAACAUGGCUCAUAUAGCAAGGAUCGCUACAAUAAUAAUAGGCCCAAUUUAACAUGUUGACCAUCCUCAUCAUUACUAUUAUUAAUAUCUGGUGCUUAUUUGCCUUCAUCUACCCUGUUUGUGAUCUCUCUUACUGCCAAUCGACCUCCACCAAACCCACCCAGGCACCCGAAUCAUCUACGACAGGAAGUUCCUCCUGGAGUGUCGAACCUCCCCUCUGACCCGCACCCCUCCCUGUCUCCCUGAUAUCCCAGGGGUAACCAGCCCCCUCUCAGACAACACUACCACUGACACAGCCCACCCUAACCAAACCCCCAACAACCUCAGUCCCCCAGCAGACAAGAGUGCAGGUAAAGGUCUGGUGUGUGUGUGUGCGCGCAUGUUAUAUAUUAGUGUCUAUCAUUUUUGCUAUUUUACUGCACUGUUUUCAUCUUGUUUUUGCAGGGGAGGAUGCUCAAUUUGAAAUGGACAUUUAG
Messenger RNA from Coregonus sp. 'balchen', 1008 nucleotides. NCBI's taxonomy places the organism in Eukaryota, Metazoa, Chordata, Actinopteri, Salmoniformes, Salmonidae. The record is from the annotation of a GenBank genome assembly.